Messenger RNA from Volvox carteri f. nagariensis, 9900 nucleotides. RefSeq lists its product as uncharacterized. The transcript is spliced from 8 exons. The coding region runs from base 1 to 9900 and encodes 3299 amino acids. NCBI's taxonomy places the organism in Eukaryota, Viridiplantae, Chlorophyta, Chlorophyceae, Chlamydomonadales, Volvocaceae. The record is from RefSeq and is a predicted model, not a curated record.
AUGUUUGAAUUUGUCGCGGGUCGCGGCGACCUUACCGCCGCUCUGGCUGGCGUGUGGAGAACCACCGAGACGGGCUCGGGUUAUCGGAGGUAUGCUAACGGGAUUCCGUCAGGGAUCGCUUUUGGCGCGCGUGCUGACGUUUGGCAUGAGCAUUGUACAGACACUCGGAUUACUGGUAUUGACGCGAGUAAGCAGGCGGAUCACUUUCGCCGUUUACUGCUCCAACUCGUGCACGUUGUCCCUGGGCCGCAAUCCGACGGGGCGGGAACGUCCAACCAGCAACCUACGGGCGUUGAGGCAAACAAGUUGCAACAGCGAACAUUGUGGAGUUACCUGCUUCACCUAAAUAAGGCAGAGGCACAGACAGUAGCAGCCGCAUCUGGUGUUCAUCCCCAUAAGCGCAACUGCAGCAACGCUCCAGGGGAGCCCGGUGGCUCGCAGCCCGCCCUGAGCUACUUGGCUGCGGACGGUGUUACCCCCCCUGCUGUCGGGACUGGGGGAGGCGCUCUAGGGCUGGCUCGGGUGGGCGAGGUUCCCAAGGAGCCGCGGUCGCUUAGCUGGCUGGAAGGUCUUCGGCUUCAUGUCUUUUACCAUGAGGAGUUGCCAGCGGGCCGUUGGUACUCGGGUACUAUCGUAAAGGCCUCCAAGAAGAGCCCGGCGGUACAGGUGGAAUGGGAUGCGUGGGUUCAUGAGCCCACCAAUACCCAGCAAGAGGCAACCACUGGUGAAGUGCUGCUCGGCGUUACGCUGUUACACUUCGGGCCGGAUCCGCCCAGCUCUGGUGGAAAUGGGGUUCCGACGUCCAUCAAUCGUAUUUGUGCGCUGCCGAGCUUUGCAGCGGAGCGCAUGGUGGCACGUGGCCACAGCAGUGAGGCAGUGCUGGGCCGCGAGGUUGGGACCGUGCAGCUGAGGCCGGCAGAGGCCGACGGGCAAGCGGUGGUCAGGGGCACUGCUGGAGCCGCCACUGGCCAGCAUACUGCAGCAGUGCAAAGCGAGGAGGGGAAGCAGGGCACGACGGCGACGGUGAUGCCGGCUAGGAGGCCGCCUACAGAUGGAGCAAAGGACGGGACAAGGCGAGCUCAGCGUGGGGUGGAAACGGGGCGGGAUGAUCAUGUGCCAUGCAAUGGUGGGGCUGCGGUGGCGGAUUUGGGUGUCUCAGGGGUCGCGGGGAAUGGGGGGACGGUGUUGCAGCAACAUGGUCAACCGGCAGCGGAGAUGGGAGCAUGCUGCAGUCUGCCUGAGGAACCCAGUUCAGAGGCGAAGCGGCGAAACAGCAGCAAGAAGCGGCACAGGCGAGGAUUAGCGACGAUGCAGGAGGGCAAGGAUCAGGCCGCGCAGCAACAUCACCAGCAACAGGGGGACGGCCGGGUGGUCUCUCAGGCGGAUCAGCAGACUCAACAGAACCAGGAACGGAUUCAGCAGCAGCAACCAGGUCAGCAGCAGCCACCACAGCAGGCGCGGCCUUCAGACAAGUCGUCGCCACAGGAGCAGCAACUCCACCAGCAGCAGAAACCUUCCAAUCUACCCAAGAAACAGCGCCUGGCGCCGCAGGUGCCUACCUCGCAGCCGCAAUUAAAGAUCUCUAUGUCCCCGCAAGCUCAGCGGCAGCAGUCCAUUCCAGGUGCGCCUGGCGAACGCGAAGUUGCUCAGGCGCCCGCUGGGGGCGGCGAUGAUGAGACCCAGCGCGACCAGGACGAGGCUAGGGCUCUAAAACGGAAGUGCCCAGGCACAUCGCAAAGUGUUAUACAGGACGCACUGCGGAUGCCGCCGCCGCCACCGCCCCAGGCGAAGAAACCGACACCGCAAGGCUCGCAGAGGCGGAAGGAGUCCUCGAAAGGGCAGCAGCCGGGACAGCCGCCGCCACAUCAGCAUGUGGCACCUCGGCAAAACCAGCAGUCACGGCCGCCUGAGCAGCAGCAGCACGUGGAGCAGCCUCUGCUUGGCAGCGAGGAUCAGUCACUUAACACAAUCGAUCUUGCGAUCCUGCUGGCGCAGAGGAGAGGCCUGAGGCCUUCCUCACCGGGAGCCGAGGCUGGGGAAGCCGAGGCCCUCGUCUCCAAACCCAAGGACGACCGUGCAGCCGGCAUGGAGCACGGUAGCAAUGGUGGAACGGAGCGCGGCAAGGAUGUUUUCGCAAAGGCGGGUGCUGAUGGAACUGGCAGCAGCCGUGGCGAAGCCAGCAAAGUGCCCGGUGUAGCAUCAGAAGAGUUUGGGGGGCAUGGCAUAACAGGUGCAGCGGAAGGAAACGUUGCUAUGGCUCCAGAAGUUUCAGGUGAAGGCCGUAGCGGCCAUGAUGGCUUGGCUGUUGGCGGUAGUGUAUGGGCGGCAGGUGACAUGGGCGGGGUCAACGGGGGGGGCACACUGAUGGGCGGUGUGGCGGUCAUUGUUCAUCAACCCGCUGAUGGACAGACCCCUGCAGACGUUCGCCCAGCGAUGUCGAAGCUCGCUGGAACGACAGAUGCUGCGUCCCAACCCGUCGGAGGGCCAGGCAUCUGCCGUAGAGGGCCCGGUCAUGGUCCUCCUGUUGGCGCUGCUGGUGCAUCUGUCAGCUGCUUCGACGCUGCACAUGGAGGGGUAACCCUGCCUGAUUUCGUGCUGCCCCUGGAGUCAGAGCCGCAAGGCCGAGUGCAACUCUGGCCGAUUGAGGAGACGCUGCAGCAAGCGCAGGAGGAGGCAGGAGGCCUGGGCCGACAAGUGCUGGUUCCGGGGCCCGGUCCUGGAGCCUCUGUGAUGCCUUCAAAAGCGCAUGUGAGAAUUCCUGAUGGCGGCCGCGCCGUUAGCGUCGCGGAGCCUCUCGAAGCGCACAAGCCAAGUGCAGUGAACGGGGACGAGUCACAGCCGCUGGAACUGGUGCUUAGCCAGCAAGAACAGUCCUGCGGGGGCGAGGAGCAGGAUGCGGCAAUUGGGGACCUGCCGGGGGACGGGGACGUGGCCAGAGCGGACAUGGGUACUGGGCAGCGCUCCGAUACAGGAGCUGCGGCUGCACCCUUGGGCGUCAUAGCGCCUGCUGGUGUAACGGUGGCCCCUGACGGCGGUGGGGUUCGUGUGUCAGUAGCAGUAGCACACUGGGAGGGACCCAAGGAGCCAGCUGCACCGGCGUCUGAAGCCACAGGAGACGUUGUCCAGCAGCAGGCUUUGGCGGCCCCUGCGGUUACCAGCCGAUACGUGUCCGCCGAUGGCGUUGCAGGUGGUGGGCCGGCGGAAGCUGUUCCCGGUGGGGCGAGUGCCGACCGCCCGGUGCUUUCCGGCGCAGACGCUGAGGCCAGAUCCUCCGAUUCUGACGGCACCACGUCCAGCUUGAGCGCAAGCCUGAUCCAUCGCCUAGCCUCUCCGGCACCAGAGAGCCGCCGCCUGCGUAGUCGGCCACACCAACGAAGCCCCGAUUUGAUGGGGCCCUGGCAGCACGCGGUUGAGUCCCAGGUCGAUGCGGACGAAUGGCAGGGCGGGUGGCAACGGCCGUCGGGGAAAGAUCUUCUGAAUGCCCCUGUAGGGGCUGACGGCGGCGGGGAUGAUAACCCUGGCGGAAGCGGCGAGCGCGCGGGCAAAGAUAUAGGUGUGGAUGCGCGCCCCUUCCGCGGGCGCGGCUUUGCAAGGUUUGGCGACGACAGCAGCAACGGCGAACCGGAUGAUGAACGUAAUGGCAGUGGCGAGGAUGACGGUGAUGCCCGUGUACGGCGCCUGCUGGCGGCCGUGGGGUCCGGCAGUGGCAGCGCCACUACCAGUUGCUCGGCUGGACAGGGCGCUAUGGCUGCGGGCUCGGGGGCUGCAGAGCAGGGGGCAAGCAGCCGGCGGGGUCUGCAGCUGCUGGAGAUGGCGGCACCAACCCCGCUGCGGCCUCCUGAUCAGCGCGAUCCGCAGGGACAGUCCGCCACACACAAUGGCGGGCGGCCUGAACCUUCGCCUUCUCCUGCUGUAGGCGCAGAGGCUGCGCAUGCAGAGGCCGCCGCCUACUCAGCGGCUAUACCAGGCACUGAAAGGCGCCAUGGUGCUGAUGCCGCUAAUCCUGUCCUAGCCGCCGUUGUUGCGCCUGUGCCGGCAAUGAGAUCCCCUUCCUGGAGCCCCCAACUUCGGAAGAGACGUUUGGUGCCGCUGAGAGCUUCCAGCCCUAGUGCGGCCUCAGGCCAGGGUGCGACGGCAUCGGGUACACAGGUGCAGGGGCAGUUGCAGACACCGGCUUCCGCCGCCAGGGAGGCGUCGGUGCCUCCACCUCGUCCGCCAGUGCUCGACGAAUACGGCCUACCAACGGACGGCGACGAGGACUCCAGCAGCUACCGUACGGCGCAUGAGGACGGUCAGAACGACGGCGAGAAUAGCUGUGGCAGUGCACAGGUACCACACCAGCAAGAACAGCAGAUGCAACAACAACAAAUGGGGCAAGGCGACCAACCCCACUCACAGCAGCAACAGCAGCAACAACAAGGGGGCCCUGUUGAAGGUCUUCGUCAGCAGCAGCCAGCCAGCGUCGAAGUCGACGAUGCGCGUCAGGAAGGCCCCGCGGACGAGGCCCCAGUGCUUGGGCUGGCGCCCACACACCGAUCUUGGACAUCCCGUGGCCCGCUGGCUCUAAACCUCUGGUACUCAUUUGCAGAGGAGACGGCGACUGCCGAUCGGCAAGAGGUGGGCGCCUCGGCGGCCGCUCCGGAAACAGGCAACCCGAGCCCACUCACAGCGCAUGAUGGAGGACUGCUGCGGGCCCAGGAGCAGCAGGAGGAGGAGGUCGCGGGGGAUGGUGGCGAUCUUGGGAGUGGCCCCGCUGUACUGGGCGGUGCGGUGGCCGUGGCUGUAGACGCGCAACCUGGAAUGCAUUCGUCUUCGGACGGCGUUGCGUCACUUUCGCCUGUGCUACCGACAGCGGACACGUCGGCCGAGCAACGUGGGCAGGAGCUGCUCCACUCUGCGGUAGCGAAGCAGCAGGAACAGCAGCAGCCAAGUUUGGCGGUGCUCGGCGGGGACCAGCAAGCAGCUGACAAUGCUGCGGCUGCGCCAGCAUGCGCAGCUACAACUGCCGGCCCUAGGCUGCUGCUGCCACCACCGCUGCCGAUGCCUCAGCAACCGACCAGUUCGUUAGGGGCUGCUACGUCCACUUGCUGGGCUGCCGCCCCGGAGCGUGCUCGCGCUGGGGGCCUGUCAGUUCAAGGUGGUUGGUCGCCGUCGAUGCUUCGCAGCAUCCAGGAUGUGGCGGAACGGAUUGCGCACUCCUCCACGCCCCAACCUGCCGCCUUAGCAGCCGUGCAGUGCCUGCAGCAGGCAAGGCUGCAGGUCCAGCUCUGUCACGCCGCCAAUCCAGACAACAGGCUGGUGCUGGCACACCAUUUUCGGGCGCUAGAUGCUGCGUUGCAGCACUUGCACGCUACCGGCCUCAGAAUCGGCGGCGACGGGUCCGAGGGUGGCCAUCUGUACCUGCGAGGACCUGAGUCGCAACCCCGUACCUCCGGAUUGGCAGACCGACUCAUGCUCAUUCACAUGUCGCCUCAGCUGCAGGUCGGGUACUGCUUGCAUCUGCAAGUGACAUGCGCCGGCGAUAUCGGAGGUGGCGGCGGUCCUCCAAGUGGCGGCUCGGAACACCCGGUUGGUAACGGUCGCAGCGGCUCCAUGACGGGCAGAGCCGGGGGCUCCGUUCCCAGAAUCGGCAGCGUGGGGUUUGGUCCAUUCGGCUCGUUUGCCAGGGGCGCCUCAGCCGCGCCGUCGACCAGGAUGUGCACGACCUACGGCUUUCUGUGCAGGUGGCCGCACGCCGCGGCGGCGGCGGAGGGCCGCCACGUGGCGGAGCUGGAUGUGCAGGUGCAGCUACACAGCUGCGCAAUACAAGGUGCCAUGGGCCUGAAGGAGGUGGGGCUCGCUGUCACGGUGCGCGGCCCAGCCCAAGCAACUGGUGGUUUUAGGACCGCCGCUGCCGAGGCGCGGGGGAGCAGUCUGCCCGGGGGUGGCGGUGGCAGCGGUGGCUGGGACUGGCUUGCUGUAGUAGCACUGGCAGUGUGGCUGGGCAACGGCUUAUGCCAGGUGGCAGCGCUGCCGCAGGGGCCUGGGCAGGCGGAGACCGGAGCAGCUCUCCUGCGGCAGCUGUUGGACGCAGGGGUGCUGCGGGAAAUGCUGGGGCUAGCACCGCCGCCAGUGACACCACCCCCAGCGCCGCUGGCACAGGAGGGGACGGACGCAACGGCGGCGACCUCUAGACCGGAUGGUGCAGAGGGCACAUCAGAGGCAGUGCAGCAGCCACAGCAUCAGCAGGCGGGAAGUGGUGCCGAGGCUAGUGGCAACGGUAUAGCGAGCGUGCCGCUGUCUGUAGGACAGGAUAUUCAGCUGGAGGAUGCUGCUGCUGCAGCACCUGCGGUUGUAGCGGCAGCCGCCUGCGCAGCGAUGGGUUCUGAGUCUCCUCCCGCGUGGACACCACCUGGGGAAUUCGAACAGGAACUGAUGAGGGUUCUAAGGGGCACGGAUCGGACGGAGAGUCCGUCCGUUGAAGCAGAGGCCGGGGUCCGUCCGUCCGUUGAAGCAGAGGCCGGGGUCCGUCCGUCCGUUGAAGCAGAGGCCGGGGUCCUGCAUGCUGGUUUUCCUUCCAAUGCUGCAGUUGUCGGGACCAAUACCGAUGCGGACAUGGGAAUCUCGCCGGAGGCCGCCCAAGGGUCCCCACACCUAGAAAGACUCGAUGAUGCUGGCAACAACCUGGCGCAGGGCGACAGCGGUGACGGUGAUGGUAUUGCUGAAGAAGGCGGCGAUUGCCUGGCGGACGGCUUGGACGCGGGCGACGUCCUGGACGUAAGCUUCGACUUUGUGGGGGAGGAGGCUUUUGCAGCUGGCGAUUUGCAAGGCACUGCGCGCAUUGCUGCUGAUGGCAACGGCACCGGGGGGGACGUUGAUGGCGCCGACCUGGGGCUGCACGCUGCGAGCUCGGCGGACGUCGACGGUAGCGCGUCUGAGAACAGCAAGGAGCACGUUGGGCCUGUGCCGGCGGCCAUUGAUACAGGAACCGCCGUCGCUGCCGCACCAGCUGAGGGCGCGGCUGUUGCCGAGGCGGCGGCGGCAGCAGCCGCUGUAGUCGCGGCACAGUCAACCUAUGUUCGCUCCCUUCAAGUAGAUCCCCUGCUGCUGCGCACCUGGCAAGAGUUUGGCCUGCUGGAUGACCUGGUGCCGCUGCUGGAGAAGCUAACGAUGGAGGAGCUCCGGGAGGCUCCAUUUCCCUUGAUCGCGCGGCUCACGGCAAUGUCACGCAACACCAGCCCCAGCAGCGCCCCAGGCGGCAAUGCAGGGACCAGCGCUGCCGACGCCACAGCUAUCACAUCCACCGAGGGCGCCGCCACGGCCGCUGCAGAUGCUACGGAUGCAGCAGCAGCAGCCGCGUCGUCCGCUGCUGCCGAAGCGACUCCACCGGGUGCUGUCUGCAACGAGGCCAUGUUAGCCGCCGCGUGUCUUGCAGUAGCCCGCACCUCCGCCUUGUUCACCGUGGCCUUCUACCUGGAGAAAGCGAGAAUGGAGGCGGUACAGGGGACGCAGCCGCUGGGGAGAGUCCAUACAGCCACGGAGCAUGGAGCAAGGGAGCUUGAUUCUGUGGCGGCGGCGGCGGCGGCAACACCGGCGGCGACGGCGGUGGCGGCUGCUGCGGCAGCGCCACUGCCGGGAUCUGCGGGGCCGCGCAACAGUCAGGGUGCAGGAGCUGGAACCUUCGCGCCGCCGGAGGCUGCGGCUGCUGUGGCAGUGCACUUGGGACACCCGGACUCACAGCUCUCACGACCGCAGGAGGACCUCUCUGGAAUGUUGCGAUGGCUGCUGGAGCUGUUCUGGUCGGCACGCCAGGUGUACCGGACGACGGCGGUCAUCGGCGUCUUCGCGAAGCCAUGGCCGCGCCAGGCGGCGGUGUUGGGAGUAGGAGACUCGACUGAAUCCCGGCUGGGGAUGUGCUGGGAGGAGAUUCUUGAGGCUCGGAAGCAGCGCCGUUUGGAGAGGCAGGCAGAGGGGGCCGCGGAGGAGGGCGAGGGGGGCGACCAGGGGGCUGACGAGGGCGCGGCGCCGGCCGACCACACUACAGGGCUUUCUGGGCCACAGCAGCCGCUACAGCAGCAGCAGCAGCAACAGCUGUCACAGCAUCUUCAGCAUUUACAGCAUCGAAUACAAUCUCUGCAUCAGUUGCAAUUGCAGCAACAGUUGCGUGGACAUGCGUCUCGACAGCUGCCGCCUCAACAGCGCCAGCAGCCAGCGCUGCAGCAACCGCGACAACGGCGACAACGGCAACGGCAGCCGCCAGGACAGCAGCAGCAGCAGCAACCGCGACCUCAGCAGGCACAACAGCCGCAAGAACAGACACAACCGCAACAACAGGCUCAGGUGCUGCAGCAACGACAGCAACAGACGCAGCAACAGGGUAACAUGCCGUUACUGCAGGAGUUCUCAAUGAUGCUAAGCAGGCUUCCGCAGACUUACCGGGAUGUCAUGUUGCGGCUCUACGCCGUGGUCCUAGCACAAGGCAUGCCGGCCCCUCAGCCUCUGCCUCAGCCGCACGUUCAGGCCCAGCCUCCCGCGGAUCAGCAGCAACAAGCGCCCCUUGUGACCAUCCGAGUGCGCGGCUGGACACCUUCGGAGGUGUUUUCUAACGGCACCCGAAAUUAUGUCAUGUCGUUCGAGUACCAAGGCCUGCAGCUGUCGCACGCCUUCAACGUCCAGACCGCGAUGGAAGGUGAACUUCAAAAUGUGGUGGGGCACGAGAGGGAGCUGUCCAUAGACAUGGUGGCAGCUGCUGCCGCGCAGGCGCUGCGCGCCAGCGGCAUGGUGCUGCCGCCGCCUGUGGAGCGAGCGUUGGCGGGCAGAGGCAUUACAAUGGCCCAUCUGCAGUUCCUGACAACGCUCUUACAGUACUGGAGAGCCCAGCCCGUGCCUGCGACCGUGGCGGCAGCGUCCGUGCCGGGGGCCGCGGCGGCAGCAGUGGCGACGCCUGGUGUGGGGCAGGCCGCGUUUCAGGGUACCCACACCGCCGGAGGUUCAUCAGGCGGCGAGUUACACACUGCCGCAGCUGUAGCAGUAGCCGGGGCCCCCGCAGGUAGGGUCAAUCCGGACCUUGCAGCAGCUAUAGCAGCAGCUGCUGCAGCGGCGGCAACUCGUGUAGCGACCGCAAUGGGACCUCCGAGCCUAUCACCACCAGCUGUGGCAGGGCCCUCGGCCAUAGCGAUGCCAGGAGCGCGACAGCAUCUGCAGUCUGCUGCGCCAGGUCUAGAGCAGACAGGUUCGGCGACAGCUACUGCUGCUGCGGCGGCCGUGCCGCAUCUCAGGCCGCCGGUGGCAGUCACCUUGGCGCAGUAUGGCGCUGCGCACGCCGCUGCGCACGCCAUGACAAGGCGUGCAGGCGCCCCGUCCGUGCCAGCACCUACUGUGCAAUUGGCAGCGGCGACGGGUGCCCCCUUGGCUCCUCUGCACCCGCAGCAGCGGCCUCUGGCUCAGGCGCCUUCGCAGCCCCAGCUGACUGCCGCCGAGACGCGUGCGCAGUCACCGGUGCUCACUGGGGACGCCACACCUGCACCACACCCGCAACCUGCUCCUGUUCAUCAUCAGCACCUCCUUCCAAGGGUCCCGCCAGAGGGGCAGCGAGCGGCGCUCCUGAUCCAUCAGCGCCUUCAACAGCAGCAGCAUACACAGCAGCUGCAUAUACAGCAGCAGGCUCAGCAGCGCCGGUUGUCUAGGGAACAGGUGCUGACGACGAUGCAGGCAGCCCGGCUGGUGGACACACACGUCACAGGGGCUGGCCAGCAUGCACCACAACAGGCAGCCCAGGUUGCAGCGGCGCAAGCUCCGGUACAUGCAGCAGCGGGAGUUGCUGGCAGCGUAGGAACUGCAAAGCCUCCUCACGCAUCGGCAAGUGUUGGAGGCGGUAGCAACGAAUUCAGCACGCUGGGUGAUAUAUGGAACACUCUUUAG